Fusarium graminearum PH-1 is the source of this 807-nucleotide messenger RNA. RefSeq lists its product as uncharacterized. The record is from RefSeq and is a predicted model, not a curated record. The coding region runs from base 1 to 807 and encodes 268 amino acids. NCBI's taxonomy places the organism in Eukaryota, Fungi, Ascomycota, Sordariomycetes, Hypocreales, Nectriaceae. The transcript has 5 exons. Gene Ontology annotation, molecular function: hydrolase activity.
AUGGCCCAUAUCGAGCUCCUGCCCCUCCUCCCCGCACAACCCCACGAUCAAUACCAAACCGCCCAUCAUGUCGACCAUGCCCGCGUCCCACGGCCACAGCUACAAGACUUGUACGAGUACCAGUGCUCAUCACAAGAAGUACCACUAACACGACCAGAUGUCACUGGCCCCGUCGAUGCGAAAAAGGCCAUUGUCGUAAUCUACGACAUCUUUGGCUACUUUGAACAAACUCUUCAGGGAGCUGAUAUUCUCGCUUUCAGCGACGCUCAUCAGAAGUACAAGGUCUUUAUCCCUGACUGGUUCAAGGGCGGCCCAUGCCCCAUUGAGAUUUACCCACCAGACAAUGAUGAUAAGAAGAAGCAACUUGGCGAGUUCUUUGAGACCUACCCUCCUCCCAAGGUUGCUGGCCAAGUUCCCGACUAUGUCAAGGCUGUCAAGGAGCAGGACUCUUCCAUUGAGAAGUUUGGCAUUCUUGGUUACUGCUGGGGUGGCAAAGUCGUCGCUCUCAGUGUCAAGGCUGACUCCAACCCCUUCUCCAUUGCUGCCCAAAUCCACCCCGCCAUGGUCGAUGCCUCUGAUGCUGAGGGUCUCUCUGUCCCUACUAUGCUGCUCGCCUCCAUGGAAGAGCCCGAGGAAGAGGUCAAGAAGUUCGAGGACAACCUCAAGGUGGCCAAGCACGUUGAGACAUUCAAGGAUCAGAUCCAUGGCUGGAUGGCUGCCCGUGCCGAUCUUAAUGACUCCCGUGUUAAGGAGGAGUACGAGAGGGGUUACAAGACCGUUGUUGAGUUCUUUGGCAAGAACUUCUAA